AUGGUCUCCUUUGAGAUGAAUGACCGGAAAAGUAAGUGUUCUUGCUUAUUACUAUUUGAUAAAUAAUGGCGACGCUUUUCCACAUGACCUUCUAUUUAUCAAAUGGUUACUAUAAACUGAUUGUUGGACUCGAAAAGAAUGAUUUAUCAGGAAUUAUCUAUAUUCUGUGUAACUUUAGAAUGUUCAAGUUAUUUAAAUAGCAACGUUCUUGGAAAGUCAGUCUCAAAUUUUGUGGCUUUAGAAGAGGAGACUGUUUGUUAAAGGCAAUGUGGAGCUGAAUAGUGAGGACCCGUUUACUGAUUUCGUGCCCUAUGGGGUUCAAAAGUCCUCGAGGUUAUCCUUGAUAUCCCCACUCCAGUAAAUAAAGUCAAGAUCAUUGAAAACUUAUGAUGAAAGAAAUGUGUGUUGAGCUGGUUUCUGAAGUGAUGGGCGGGUUGGUAGAAGGAGGAGGGAGGAUGGGGAAUAAAGAAAAUCGGACCAAUCUUGGAGUUCAGAAUUCAAUUCAGAAAUUUCAUAACCAUGUAGAUCAUAUCGGUCGGAUACAUUUGUUAUUUUUUGGGAGGACUAAAGGUUUUGGGGUUAUAGGAGAUUUUUUGUUUGCUAUCACAGUCAGAGUAACCUUAAAAGAUAGAAAAGGAGGAGACUAAGAAGAGAUGGGGGAGAUGAGCGUGGGGUUCCCAUCACCAAUCCCAACUUUCAUGGAAGAGAGAAGAACGCUAGCAAAAAACUUUGAAAAAGAAGAAUUAGGGAAAAUGAAUAAUAUAGCCUGGACAUUACCACUGUUUCUCGUCAUUCUUUUGGAUCCUACUUCUCCUUUUUUCCGCCCCUUUUCCACUUUGUUGGCCAUCAGCCGUAGCCCAUCUCUGUUUGUGGUUAAUUGGGGAAAUGUAUCUGUAGGGCUGGAAAAGUGGGGAAAGGGGGGAAGUUGUGUGACGUUUGGGUGUGAACAUCUGUUGUUAUGCUUGAGUUAAUAUGUUGGGGAUUACAAGAUAAAAUGCAUGCGUGGAGACAUUCAAAAUAUAAAAUCAUUGAGAUACCAAAGACAUGUUGCAUAGGGUGAAGCAAGUGACAGCUCGAGUUAUGUUAAGGCUUUCCAUAAAUGGAUUUAUCUAAAUUACUGUCAUUUUAUGCUAGAAUUAUAGGGAAACUCAGAAUGAUAGUUUUCCGAAUUAAUGUCCGACCAACAUGAAUCAGUGGUCAUAAAAUUGGUUGACAGCUUUUGGUUUCCCUAGAUUCCCAUAAAGAUAUUGGAGUGAAGACUCCCUGAAAAUUAGAACAAAAGUAGGGAAAUGAGUCAAAGAGGUGACCUUCUGCAGGUGAGACUAUCACUAUCCCUGAUGUCCAACUGGAGUCCCUUUAUCCCCUCUCUCUCUCUGUCUCUCUGCAUGCCACUUGGCUUUGGCUUUCCCCUUCCUUACUCUCUGCCCUCCCCUUUUCUUCUCAUUUUCUCUCAAGGGAUAUAUAUAUAUAUAUAUAUAUAUAUAUAUAUAUAUAUAUAUAUAUAUAUCAUGGGCCAGCUUUCUGUCUACUGCAGCUGCUUCAGAAGCUACUAAAAAACACAGAAAGACCCCUCCUGAAUACACACGCUGUACACGGAAGAAGCUAACCUAGUAAAAAAUUUGACGUUUUCACAAAAUUUUGAAGUGUUCAAUUUAGGUAAAAAUUGAUCGUUUUAUUUUACAAUAAAAUUUAGUUGUGGGGAUUUUUCAGAACUGCUAAGCGGAUCAAGAUUGUUGGUAAUUGGCCUCCUAAUUUUUUUUUCUCAUACAUAAAUACUGGGCACUUAGAUUAUGGCAUUUUUACGAGUUCAUAUAGAGAUUUGAGCGGGAACUUUUUGAAAGGGUGGAGGAGGUUACAGAAGAUUCAAUUUCUUUGAUUUUUGCAUAUUAUUCUCAUUCAUCAUUUAUAGUAUGGAAGACAGCUGAGAAAAAGGCUGAACAUUACUUAAGGAAGGUUUCCUUGUCUAGGAAACAAGGAACAAAGAAAAACCAGAUACGUGGGGUGAGGAGAGCUAAUUUUCAGGAAAAAUCUGAACGUUGACCUCGUUUUGAUUGCAAAUGGCUUUUGAUGUUUUGGCUUGAACUUUGACCGGUGGAAAGCAGAGAAUGAAAUGUCGUUUCAUCUACCAACAGGACUCUCUAUAAUGUGUUGGCUAGACACCUCUGGAGUCAGGUCAACAAGCUUACUCAAACAAAUACUGCUCGUAAGUCAGAGAUGCCAAGAACAGAUGCUUCUGUAUUCCUUCUUGUGUUAGGAGUAUUCCUUGUAACCAUCAAAGGAUUCUAGGGAUAAGAAUUCACUUUUUGCAAAAGCAUAUUGAUAGCCGCUGCAUGUACCAAGCCCUGAAUGCGGCUUCAUGAACACCGAACCAAGCAAUGUUGGCAACAGUGGUUCACAAGCACGCCCUUAUGCCCAGGAUGACUGUCAAAAAGGGAGAAUGAGCAUGAAAAAAUAGCCAAUUGCUUCAUUUAUUGGUUCUCAAAUCAUGUUGUCGACAAGCCCUAUGUUUUUGAAUGAGAAUUAUUGAUUUAUUUCCCAAACUAGAAGGCCCAUGUCAAUUGGGCAUUGCCUAGGGCUAAACAUGCAGAUUCUUCAGAGAGCAACGAAUGACACCCAUACAAGACCCCCCCACUCCAGAUCCCACAGUAGUAUGUGAUAUGAUCAGACUGGCUUUGGAACCCAAGUAUACUUGUAACUUUUUCUUAUGGUAACUGACUGUUUUGAUAUAUCCAGAGAUUGGCCUGGGGUUGACUGGCUUUGGAACGCUCUUCUCAAUUCUGGGAAUCAUCUUCUUCUUUGACAAAGGUCUCCUCGCCAUGGGAAACGUAAGUGAAGCUUUUAUGAACUGGAAAGAUGGGAGAUCCCUGUUUCUGGUAAAUGCCUUGCUUCCUAAAGCUGUUUGACUUUCUGAUCCUUGUCAGAUCCUCUUUGUGUCGGGGGUGAUGUUGACCAUCGGAUUGAAGUCAACCAUACAGUUCUUCACCAAACGCAAGAACUACAAGGUUGAACUGUGUUUCCACGGACAGAAUCCCCUCCUGUCCCUUUUCUACGGGCCGCCUUAUGAUUCACUCUUGGGUCAUUUUUUUUGUUAAUCUUAUCAGGGUACGAUCUCAUUUGGCAUUGGCUUCUUUCUAGUCCUCAUCGGAUGGCCUGUUUUUGGAAUGAUCUUGGAGUCGUACGGCUUCAUCGUUCUCUUUAGGUAUGUCGGCUUCUUCUUUCUUCCCUCUCAUCAAGCUUCCUAAUUAAUUCUUCUAAUGUUUUUUCACACACAGAAACCCGGAAAACGGGCUCCAUGUCGUGCCUUAUGAAGCCCGGCCCGAAAAAAAAAACUCUCUCCGGGGAAUUAUAGUAGAAUCACAUGUGCCCACACAAAAACCUGGAAAGUGGGCUCCAUGCCGGGCCAAGUAUGAAGCCCGGCCCGGAAAAUAUUUUAACCACGUAGACAUCCCACUAGGGUUGACCUCCAUCUGCUCUUUGAUUCUUCAAGGUUUUAGUCCUCUAACUGGCGGCAAUUUGGUUGUCUGGCAGUGGCUUCUGGCCGACCCUAGCGGUGUUCCUCCAGAGGAUCCCGGUCCUCGGAUGGCUCUUUCAGCAACCCUUUGUGACAGCGGUAAGUCAACCUACUGCGAUAAGUCAACCCAUUAUGAAUUUCUCUAUGAUGUUUGACCUUGACCCUUCCAUCUCUGACUUCAGUUCUUGGAUCGUUACCGGGGAAAGCGGGUCCCAGUGUAA
Spirodela intermedia is the source of this 3732-nucleotide messenger RNA. The record is from the annotation of a GenBank genome assembly. Lineage: Eukaryota; Viridiplantae; Streptophyta; Magnoliopsida; Alismatales; Araceae.